UAUAACUUCAGUAAACUGUUAUGGCGUUUGUGUCUCGAUACACAACGCAUUAUUAUAUCUCGGUUUCGUAUCAUACUGAAAAUUACAUUUGUGGUGGUUGAAUUGUUUUAUUUAUGUGCUACUGUUAAAGAAAUAAGCAAAUUGUAAAAUAAAAAGAAGUAACUGUGAAAGUGUAGGGGUUUUUAGGUUAUGUUUCCAUCUUUUAUUGGCAUUUUAGACAUUCAAUCAUGGUGGGAAGUGCCCAGCAUCGCGUACUUUUGUUCUCUAUUCAGGACUGCAUUCAAUCUUUUGGAUUUUGACAUCGAAGAAUUGGAAGAAGCUCUUUUGACAGAUGGGACAGAAGAGUCUGCCAGUUCUCUCCUGACAGAAUUGAUUGUUCGUCUUCUCAACGGUUGUUUAGGCAACAAUGACAUCUCCGCCUUUAAUUAUCAGAUGUAUUUGAGACGUCUUUUCAGACGAAAAUGUCAAGAUACAGGAAGAUACAACCCCUUCAAUACUGACAUUGACUUUCAAUUUCUGCCUCUGCGCACCAAAGUUGAAAUCUUAUAUGCAUUAUGUGAUUUUCGUUUAGAGGCAGAAGAUGUAUUUGAUUUGUUCAAAAACCUUGAAGCUGAGAGUCUGAGAGUGGAACCCUUGGGAUGGGAUGACAACUCCUCUGCAUAUUGGUACUUUUAUGGAACAAGAUUGUAUCGAGAGGAUAUAUUAAAAAAGACAAAAGGUAAAAAUAAGAAAAAGAAAAGUAAAGAAAGUAAGAAGCGGGGCUGGUUUUAUGGUGAUGAGUGGCUUGAUGAUGAUGACAACGAACGAGUGUGGCAGGUUGUAUGUUUUACAGAAGAUGACUGGAGCCACCUAACAGAAAAGUUCAGCAAGGCCACAAGCAAGGUUGAAAAAGAGCUGUACAGAUCUCUAUCACAAAACUUCUUACCAGAAAUACCCAGACUUUUUCAAGAAAAAGAGAGACUCCAGCGCAAAAGGUUGUUAGAGCUACUUCCACGACGUACAUCGAGCCGCGUGCUUCAGAAAAUCAAACAGAAGGAAGGAGAAGAGAAACAGAGCACGCAUGAAGUCAAAGAGGAAGAAGGGGACAGUAAAGAAACGCCGGACCUUGCGCGCGAAAAUAGAGCUAAGAGGAGGAAUUUGAUACGAUCAAAGUCGGAGUCAUCAGAUUCGUCAGAAAACACAGAAAGUGAAAAAGAAGAAAUGCCUCAAAAGGUUUCAAAGAGAUCCAAAAGCCAAGAUAAGCGGUCAAAAAACUCGUCGGCUACACAAAAAGGCGAACCACCACCAGAACCUCUAAUAAAAACAGGAAGAAAGACAAAUAACUCUUUGGCGUCUGCUACUGGGCAAAUCUUGAUCCCUGAAAAUGAACCUGUCAACAGUACCAGGAAGAAACUUAAAACAUCGCAAGUAUUCAGUCAAAUGGAUGAAGAUGUUCAAACAGACAUGUAUAAAGUCCUAGAGCAGUUGACAGCCCAUGAAGACGCGUGGCCGUUUAUGGAUCCAGUUGACGAAAAAUUUGCUCCGAAUUACUAUGCAGUGAUUAGACGCCCCAUGGACUUAAAGAAAAUGGAGGAACGACUUGACAGUGGUUAUUACACGGAUUUCUCUAUGUUUAAAGCAGAUUUCAAACUGAUAGUUAAUAAUUGUCGCCUGUUUAAUGGACAAGAUAAUGAAUACACUAUGAUGGUAGAUAAUUUGCAAGCAGCAUUUGAUCGUCUGACAGAAAAGUAUAUACAUAGAUUAUCGUCAUCAGAUGAAGAAAUUGCAGUUGAAUAUCAAUUGCCAACACCUUCUCGAAAACAUAAGUUAAAAGAUAGUGAAUCUCCAACUCGGCAUAAAAGAAAAAAGCGAAAAUCUCAUUCUGAUACAGGGGAUCCAAAAUCCAGUUCAUCUGAUAAAGUACAAGAAACACAAGAAAAUGAAGUUGAUCCAAAAACUACUGGAGUCACAAAGUCUAAAGAGUCUCACAAAAAUAAGGAUAGUAAAGGUAAAAAGAAACGAAAGGGUCAUCGACAUGGUAAACAUUCCAAAAAUCAUAAGAAAGAUUCUCAUAAAUCUAGCCACGGUGUAUCAAGUAAAAAACAGAGAAAACAUAAUAAAAAUAAGGAUAGAGAUGGAAAGAAAUCAAAGAAAAAAAGGAAUAAGCAUGCAGAAUCUGAUACCGAAGAAAUUAUCAAACGCGCGCCGUCUCAAGAGUCGUUGGAGAGCUCGAACAGAAGCAGAAGUGCUAGCCCCUUACCAUCUAUACACACUCCUUCGCCAUCGCCCACUGAACUCGAGAAGCCGGAACAGGCAGAUCAGCUGUCUGAUCCUGAUUUUUUCAAAGAUAAAUAUGAUAAAAUCAAAGAAAGAAGACGACAUGCUGCUAAAGAUGCUUGGGAAUCAUUAUUUGAUUACAAACAAAAGGCAGCAGAUAAACAAAAUCUUCACAUACCGGAAAAGGACAAGAAUCAAAAACUGAGAGAGACAAUUGAAAAACUAAAAGCUAAAAAUGAAAAAUACAAAGAUCCUUCCAUAUUUAGCAGUUUAUUUACUCCAGGACAGAGUAAGGUAGACAAAUUGUCUGACUUUAACAAAGACAAGGAGACUUCUAGCAGAAAUGAUGAAUUCUCAAAUGAUGACGAUAGUGAUAGUCCGAAAAGUAAAACAACAAUGAAAAAAACAAAUAAGAAAAAUUCUGCUAAAAAUGAGUCUGCUUCUGAAGCACUUGAACAAGCUGUAAAGGACAUCAGUAAAUGGUUAGAUGACGCUCCCAAAGGAUCCGCUGUAAGCUCUCCGUGCGAUAGCCCUGCACAAACAAUAUCUACAGAAGAACACGACAAUAGUCGUCUGGACGAUGAGAUUUCGCAAGGUGAAAAAUCUUUGUUCGUGAGAAAAGAAAUAAGAAAAAGACCUUCUUCUCGAGAGCCUAAAAUGGUUAAGAGAAGGGAAAUUCAGAGAACGAUUGAUAGACUACAACCUGGCAAAGGUAAAGGAAACUUACUGACUAAUAUUAGCAACAAAAAUUCUGAAAAACUAGAAGAGGUUGCACCUCUUGGGUCCCUAAAUAAAGUUCGUGAUACCAACAAAACAGAAGAGGAAAGUCCAAAGCUUAGUCUUGGAUCCGUGUUACCAAUUGUAGAAUUUGCCCUUGGAAAUGAUCAUUUUACAGAUGAAAAUAAACCUGAUGAUCUAAAAGAUAAUAGUAACAAUGUUGAAAAUGAAAAAAAUGAAGAAAAGGAAGCUUUGAUGCCUGCUAGAAACAGUGAUGUGACAACAGUACAAUGUACUAAAAAAGAUGCCGAGGUUGAAACUGAACCAACUACAAUAGUGAAACCAAGUCAAGAAAAAGCUACUCCUAACUUAAGUGCAUGGUUUAAGGCAUUUGGUGCACCUAAAAGUACAUCAACAGCUACUGUGACAAAGAAGAAAAAUGAAGAUACAACUGAUAUUGAAGAUAAAGUGCCUGAAAAUACGAAUAGUGAAAAUAAAUCUGUGAGUCCUAAAAAUGUCUCAAAGUAUGAUUCGCCUAAUGAUUCGGAAACGCCAAAUCCGGAAGGAGGUGAUAGUCCCUUGCCUAAUACCAUAGCUACCCCUCGGCAGCGGCGAACAAGCACUGGUAGCUCUGUAUCUGAAAGAUCAUCCUUCAGUCAAGACCUUGAUUCACCUAGGCAUCAGAUGUCACAUACUUCGCCUUUACUUCGUUCUCCAGCCUCCCCAAGGGCAGAUGACUUUCAAAAAAUAACUUAUCCAAUUAUAAAUGGCACAGUUAGAGCCGGAUUUUAUCAAGACACAACAUCAAUAAAAAGCAGUCCAGAAAAGAGUUGUAGCCCUCGUGAAGCUCCACAAUCACCUUAUUCUCCAUACUCCCAACAUGUAUAUGCAUCUAACAGUGUUUUGGGGUCUACAACUCCAAAUUACUUUGUAGAUCAUAACAAGAGUCCUCUUCCAACAUACAGUAAUAACAAUCCUCCUCCCUACUAUGACACUACUAAAAUAGCACCAACAAACAAGCCCACCGGCCCACAUGGAGAUUAUACAGUGCUUGGCCCAGACUCUUACCAACAAACUCAGUAUGGUGCAUCAUUUUCUCCAGGUCAUACAACAUACCCCCAAGCGUCUACAUCAAAUUAUUCUCAAGUUCAAUCUUCACCUCAACCAGUGACGACAACUCAAACACCAUCAAUAUCAAAUACAUCACAAAUUAUGACAGAUCCUAAGACUUCUCUAUUUCCUGUUAAAAAACGAGUGUAUAAUGAACCCGAUAUACCAUCUGUACCAACUAAAAAAAAUCCAGAAGCCAAGGAAACAACAGCAGCAGCCCAAAACAAGAAUGACUUCCAGAAAAUAUCACAAUCACUUCAUUCAAUGACACCUUCAGUGGAUGAUAUUGCACUCGCAUUGAGUGAAAAAUCUGAAUUAGCAAAAUUAAAUAGUUUGCGUGAAAAAAGUGCUAUGGAUUACAUGGACAGACGGGCUGGAGAAAACAGAGACAAUGCAUAUGAUAAUAAUGAAAACAUCCAUGACCUUAAAAAAGAUACAAGUAAUUACGAUUCAACAAAAGCCAUUGGGAUGCCAAAAAAAGACAAUAUUGACAUGGUUAAUAUGGGAUAUAUGAAUCCAGAUUGUGAGAGACGAAGCAGUGGAGAAGUUGAUUAUACUUUAAUCCGGGAUAUACCCAAACCAUCUAUAAAUCAACAACAAAAGGGCUAUGAAGUGGAAGCAAUUGCUAUUAACCUUGGAUUAAAUAAUCAACAUUUGCAAAAAUGUACAACACCUAAAAUCAACAUGAAUCCUAUUAACAUACCUCCUGCACAUUCACAUGACCGUUCGGAGAUGAUGAAUCAAAACUUGAUUCACGCCCACCACAAUCAAUAUGACGCGUUGUCAAGUGGUCAACCUAUAAGUAAUUUCUCUUUGAAUGACAUAGAACUAGCUAAUAAAAAACUGUAUUCUUGUAAUACUACAUCAUCAGCAGGAGCCAUUGAUUAUGGCAAUUGGAAAAUGGGCAAUCAGGGUCGAAAACAAGACAUUCUACCACCAGAAUACCCUACAAAUUACAGUGCAAGCAGUACAAAUAAACUUAAAUCUGAUUUAAGUGGCACAAACGCCAAUGUUUUACCGUACAAUAAGAACAUACAGCACCAGCAAUACAGUAACUACAAUACUCCUCAAAGAAGCACCAUUCAGAGAGCACAAGAACUCCAACAAAACCUACCUGCUGAAUUGAGGAUACCUAACCCACGUGGACUUCUCAAGAAUGACCACAUGAAUGUAGCUUCCUCUAUUAAUAAUAAUGAACAAAUUGCCAAAAAUAUUGAUACACUUGCCAAAUCUCAGAAAACGGAUAAACUUGUUCAAAAUCAUCCGUUGGUUAAUUCAAUUCCAUACAAAGCACCGUAUAGCGCACAUUCAUCUCUUCCGUUGGACAGUCUGCGCAAUUUACCUAAGCUUCCGCAAAUGUUAGAAAGGUAUACCAAUGAGGAAAGAUAUUUGUCGAGUUUUGCGGGUGGUUCGGCGUCAUCUCUGUACCAUGAUAAGUCUUUCCAAAUGGCGCAAAUGUUCAAUAAGAGUUUAUCUUCUGAAGUUCAUCCAGCUAGUUCUUCUGUUAGUAUAUACUCUCAACCAUCUGUUGCAAUGAGUAAAGAUAACAGUAUUACAAAAUCAACCAAUGUUUCAUCAACUUCUACUGAAUCAAAAGCAAAGAAUAAAAAGAAACGAGCCGCAGAUACUGUUAAACAACCUCAAGUUGUAACCAAUCAGGCCUAUCAUACUACCCCUUGUGCCACUGACGUUUUGUCGUCUGUUAAAACUGGAAUGAUGCCAACUAGUGCAUUUAACUUUGGAGCUUCUACAAAUAUGGGUCUAGGCAGUGGGCUUUAUGGAGACAAUGGUGGAUUUUCUAUCGAAGAUUUUCGGAAUACCAAUUUAAUGGCAGCUAAUUAUAUGGCAGCGGCUGUAGCACAUCAACAACAACGAAAUAACCCUGAAUCAAGUGUGGAUAAAAUGGUUAAGCCGGCACAUCAGAACUCCAGCCAUGCUGCUAGCUCCUUUCCUUUUAUAGGACAUUCUCAAGUACGUGGGGGUUAUGGAUAUGUGGGGGCGGACGGGUCGCCUUUGUACCAACAGUAUUUACAGCGCCACCAGGAGGAGUUGUUCCGCCAGACGGGUGCACAGAUUAUGGGCUUAUACCCACCGGGCUACCACGCCUCUCUAGGCGUCCGGCAGCCCUAUGAUGCUAUCAAUCGACCCUCGUGGCUUUAGGCGUCAAUUUAGAAAUACUUCAGUAUAAAAAAAUAUUAUAAUCAUAAAUGUGACAUUUGUUAUAGGAAAUUGUAAUUUAUAUUGUUUGUAGAAUUUAAAUAGCAUUUUUGUGAAGAUUAAUUAUUAAUAUUUACUAUUUAUAUUUACAAAUAAUUGUUUGCAAUCAUGACAAUGCAUGUUUACUUGCUCUUUAUAUUUAAUAAUACCGACUGUUUCAUUCAGAAGACAUCUAAUUUACCAUCAUGCAGGUGCUGCGAUUACAAUCGUUAAGUUUUACCUUUUUGUACAGUAAUAACUUUAACCAUGCUUAGAACUUUAUUUGUUAAUGUGGACACUGAAAAACAAAUUCUCUAGUUAUUACCGAAAACUACAAGCCUUGAUAAUAAUGAAAGUAUUUAUAGUACAUUGUUACUUUUGUGCAAACCAGUGUGGUGUUAUUAAUAUUAAUCUCUACAUUAAAUUUUGUAUAAAAAGUGGCAAAAUUGUUACUUCAUUGCUUUAUUGUAAUUUGCUUACGCAUAUUUCUGUCUGCUGCUUUUGAAGAUCGGUGUUGUAUUAAAAUUAUCAGAGCUUACGAGGAUGAUACCCAAGCCUGAAAACUUAUAUGUUUAGUUAAAAUAGUUUACAUAUAUAAAUUAGCAUUAAGCUAACUUGAACAAAUGUCUGUAUGCGUAAAUGUACCCCCGAAAUCCCAGUUUUAUGUAUUUAUAUAGUAGUGUAGCUAUCAGGUAUUACUGACGAAAAUAUCUUUAAUGUGUUAAAAAUCUUAUAAAAAUACACUGGUAUAUCACUAUAUAAUAAUGAAUAUGAAUUAUUAAUCACGAUUUUAUCAUUAAAAACUGUUUCUAAGCGGUUGGCUUUAAUAAUUUACUCAAUACUUAUGUUUGCUUUUAAGGUCACAUUAAUUCAUAAUAUUGUUAUUUAAUAAUUUUAAAUUUUAUGUUGUAUGAAUUGAUUUAGAUUGUUGUGUAAAUAUUUCACUAUUUUAUUUACAGUCUCUAUUUUAUUAGCAUUGACUAUAUUUUCAUUGAGAUUUAAUUUUAAUUAAUGUUAAGUUAAUGAAAUUAGAAAUAAGUUACAUACUUUAAGGAAUAUUGAAAAAAAAAAACUUCUUGUGUAAAAAAGAAAAUAAAGAUUUU
Messenger RNA from Plodia interpunctella (Indianmeal moth), 7382 nucleotides. RefSeq lists its product as uncharacterized. The transcript has 10 exons. Gene Ontology annotation, molecular function: protein binding. Gene Ontology annotation, biological process: chromatin remodeling. The record is from RefSeq and is a predicted model, not a curated record. Bases 190 to 6243 code for a protein of 2017 amino acids. Gene Ontology annotation, cellular component: CERF complex. Lineage: Eukaryota; Metazoa; Arthropoda; Insecta; Lepidoptera; Pyralidae.